CGGGCGGGGAGCGGCGGAGGCACCGCCCCGGCCGGGCCUUUAUAGCGCCCGCCCCGGGCUGCUGCUGCUACAGCUCCGGCUGUGCUGUGACCGGCCUCCUGUCCCGCUCUUGGGCUGAAUCAAAACAAAACAGAAGAGGAACGAAGUGAGAAGUUAACUAACACCAUGAAGCUAUUUAUCUUCCUCUCAGUAACCCUCAGCACUCUUGUCACGGGACUAGAUUCUGCUUAUGGCAAGCAACACUACAGACCAUUACAUAAACACAGGGGAUGUCACUGUCUGAAUGGAGGAACAUGCAUUACCUAUUAUCUCUUUAGCCGAAUAAGUCGCUGCCUGUGCCCGGAAGGAUAUGGUGGGCUUCACUGUGAAAUAGAUGAUGGCAGUGUAUGCUACACUGGGAAUGGGGAGAACUACAGAGGAACAGCAUCUGAACGAGACUGUUUACUAUGGGAUCUUCCUUCGGUAAUCAAGAGAGGUGCUUACCAUGCUGACAUGAAGAAUGCUCUGCAGCUUGGACUGGGCAAACACAACUACUGCAGAAACCCAAAUGGAAAGAGCAAGCCCUGGUGCUACACCAGGAAGAAAUGGUCCCUUGAAGAAACACCCUGCAGCAUAGAUAAGUGUGAUCUGAAUCAUAUCUUCCUCACAGAGCCAAAAGAAGCUUCAUGUGGCCAAAGAAGCAUCAGCAAGUACUUCAAGAUUGUUGGUGGAAGUCAGGCUGAGGUUGAGUCUCAGCCUUGGAUAGCUGGCAUCUUCCAAAACAUCAAGGGUGUCGAUCACUUUCUGUGCGGUGGCAGCCUCAUUGACCCUUGCUGGGUGCUUACAGCAGCACACUGCUUUUAUGAUCCGUCAAAAACAAAAUCUAGUAUGUCAGUCUACAAAGUCUUCCUUGGGAAGUCCAGACUGAAUGUUACUGAUGAAAAUGAACAAGUGUUCAUGGUGGAUGAAAUCAUCUCUCACCCUGACUUUACAGAUGAAACAGGUGGCAAUGAGAAUGACAUUGCUUUGGUAAGAAUAAAAACACAUUCUGGACAGUGUGCAGUAGAAUCCAAGUAUGUCAGAACAGUCUGCUUGCCAGAGAGGAGCCUUAACCUAGAUGACAAUACCCGGUGUGAAAUAGCUGGCUAUGGAAAACAGGAUUACUAUGAUAUUUACUAUGCUCAAAGACUGAUGUCAGCCAGUGUUAACUUAAUAUCACAGCAUAAAUGCAUAACUGAAUACUAUGACAGUAUCAGAGUUACUGACAACAUGGUCUGUGCUGGAGACUCCCUGUGGGCAACUGAUGCAUGCAAGGGAGAUUCCGGUGGCCCCAUGGUCUGUGAACACAAUGGCAGGAUGACGCUUUAUGGGAUUGUCAGCUGGGGAGAUGGCUGCGCAAAGAAAAACAAGCCCGGUGUUUACACCAGAGUUACUAAAUACCUUAACUGGAUUGACUCCAAUAUGAAUGCAGUGCUUACCAAAAGUCGUUCUUUCCCUGAACCAAAGUGAUCUUUCUCUACAUCUGGACUCAAAUGAACAAGAUUAAGUCUAGGCUGAUGCCAGGACACAGAAGUACUGACUGUCACAAGUCUUUACUUUUAACUGCUCCUGUAGUCUGCCACUCACAUCACUUUCUGAUGCAGAGAGACAGUUGGUAUUAACUCACUACUAUGAAUUACUGAGAACCACUCUAUGGGAAGCUAAAAUAUUUAACAUUUAAAUGAGUAUUCCCAUGCACAGUACUAUGCAUAUCAAGUUAUCUGUCCACUUAAUUUAUGAACUGGCAUCUGGUCUGGCAGUACUGGUCAGUUUUUAACUCAUUUUACUUGUGUGCAUUUGGUACAUGGCUUCAGUCUAAAAUCUUUCCCCAUAACCCUGAGCAAUGCUGAGUCAGAUGUAAUGUGUGAAUAGCAGUACUGAGAGGGUGACCAUGCUUUGCAUCAGAAUAUGCAAGAAAUAGUAUCACCACUAAAUAUCACUUAAUGUAUGAAGAAGGACCAAAGUCACCUCAGACUGAAGCAACAGGUGGUAUACAGGGAUCACUUCUGUAGAUCUAACACUAAUCUUCAGGAUGACAGCUGCAGCUGUCUUGGUAUGAAAACAUCAAGAGUUCAUACACUGAAGAAGGGGGCUGAAGAAGAGAACUUCAACAUAACUGGACUUCCAGUUCCACCUUCUAUGUCCCCUGAGAAGUCUGGCUAAGCCACCUCUUUCCAUGUAUGUACAUAACACUGAGAAGAUGUAAGAAUUCAGUAGUCCUUGAGUGCUACGGGUGUCAAAAGUCAGCAAGUUAUUUCCAUUCACUUAAUUGAGAUACGGAAACUACUUCCUUCUCGUUAAGACUUAUGCUGGUUUUAUUUUAAAACUUGUCUUUGUUUUAUAGAGUGAAUUAUUCAUAUGAGGGCUGGAACCUCUUGUUUUAUUUAAUUAUUUUUAUUAUGUUUAACUUAUUAUUUGUAUUAUAUAUGUAAAUCUAUCAAUAAAACUAUUAUUCUUA
Messenger RNA from Oxyura jamaicensis (ruddy duck), 2476 nucleotides. It is a transcript of the gene PLAU, whose product is annotated as plasminogen activator, urokinase. The transcript has 11 exons. Bases 166 to 1488 code for a protein of 440 amino acids. Gene Ontology annotation, biological process: plasminogen activation; regulation of cell adhesion mediated by integrin. Lineage: Eukaryota; Metazoa; Chordata; Aves; Anseriformes; Anatidae. Gene Ontology annotation, molecular function: serine-type endopeptidase activity. The record is from RefSeq and is a predicted model, not a curated record.